Molecule: messenger RNA, 1016 nt
Organism: Sinocyclocheilus anshuiensis
Lineage: Eukaryota; Metazoa; Chordata; Actinopteri; Cypriniformes; Cyprinidae
Product: zinc finger protein 628-like
Exons: 5
Coding region: 1-972 (323 amino acids)
Biological process (GO): regulation of transcription by RNA polymerase II; epidermal cell differentiation
Cellular component (GO): nucleus
Molecular function (GO): RNA polymerase II cis-regulatory region sequence-specific DNA binding; DNA-binding transcription factor activity, RNA polymerase II-specific
Source: RefSeq, a predicted model, not a curated record
AUGGCGAAGCUGAAGAAGAAAAGCACACCUGUUAGGACUAUAGAGAAAGCCAUUCAAGCCUUCGACCGGGAGACACUGAGCCGUAAAGCAGAGCCAAGCCGGUCUGAAGAUGCCUCGCUCGUUCCUGGUCAAGAGAAAGCAGUCGGCCUGCGCUGGAUGGCAGUGGCAGGAGCCGGAGCCGGAGCCCUGCUUCAGUCCAGACACAGUGUUUCACGGAAGAAAGAAAGCGCAUCUGUUCAGAGUCUCAGUGCUGGUCUGGAGUCAGUGUAUGAGCGCGCUCAUGCCGUCCACAAACACACAGCUGCUCUGGAGCGUCACAGGGAGGAUUAUGGGAUGGAGAGGGUUCAGCCGUCACACAGUUCUCGUCCUCCUCCAGCACUGGCCUCAGCGCCGCUCAACAAGGUGAAGCACCUGCAGAUCCUCAGGGUUUGGACCUGCGUGCUCAGGCAGCUCACGUGUGUCUCGCUCUGCUUCCAGGCAUGUGAAUCCAGCGGCUCGUCGGAGUUCCUGUGCUCUGCGUGUCAUAAAGUGUUUCCUCUGCAGCGCAUGCUGACGCGUCACCUCAAGUGCCACAGUAUGAUCAAGAGACACCCCUGCAGGUUCUGCGGGAAAGGCUUCAACGACACCUUCGACCUGAAGAGACACAUGAGAACACACACCGGUAUCCGUCCGUACCGGUGUGAUCUGUGUGAGAAAGCCUUCACGCAGCGCUGCUCUCUGGAGUCUCACCUGCGGAAGAUCCACGGCGUGCGGCAGCAGUACGCAUACCGCCAGCGGCGCUCCAAGAUCUUCGUGUGCGAGGACUGUGGCUUCACCUCCAACCGGCCGGACGAAUACUUCCUCCACAUCAGACAGCAGCACCCGAGCAGCCCGGCGCUGCGCCGUUAUUACCGCAAACACAUGCUGGAGAGCCCCGCGCAGCACAGCAUCGCCCCCUUCAUGCUGUACCCUGCCGCAGGACUCUACAUGUGAAGCACAGCAGUGCCGUUAGACUACAUGCAUACUAUGCACAGGAU